Molecule: messenger RNA, 4224 nt
Organism: Doryrhamphus excisus (bluestripe pipefish)
Lineage: Eukaryota; Metazoa; Chordata; Actinopteri; Syngnathiformes; Syngnathidae
Source: RefSeq, a predicted model, not a curated record
AAAAACUAUAACACCCAACACUAGCUCUAAUAAUUUAAUAAUACUAAUAAUAAUUAUUAAUAUAUAUAAUUUAUUAUUAUUAUGUAUUUAAUAACAUAUAAUAAUAAUAUUAAUUUAUUAAUAUUUUAUUAUUAUGUAUUUUUAUUAUUAUUAUUUGCUAAAAACACACAUGCAUACAUACAUCGACACACUUGAUACUGCUCAGGGAAAUAUUGCUAAUAAUGAAAAUAUUUUUUUAUUUUAUUUCUAUUUAUAUUUUAUUACUAUAUAUUAUUAUUAUUAGAUUAAUUAUUAAAUUAAAUAUUAAAUUAAUUAUCAUAGCUAUUGUUGGGUGUCAUAGUUUUGAAUAUUAUUAUUAUUAAAUUAUUAUAGCUAUUGUUGGGCGUCAUAGUUUUGAAUAUUAUUAUUAUUAAAUUAAUUAUUAUAGCUAUUGUUGGGUGUCAUAGUUUUGAACAUUAUUAUUAAAUUAAUUAUUAUAGCUAUUGUUGGGUGUCAUAGUUAUGAAUAUUAUUAUUAUUAAAUUAAUUAAUGGUUAUAGCUAUUGUUGGGCGUCAUAGUUUUGAAAGUCCAAACUCUUGGAGAUCAAAGGGCCCCAAUAUGACCCUCCCACCCAAAAAAGUCUGCAUGGAUUCAUUCAUUGAUUCAAGGGUGUACUGUUUUGCAGGAACAUGUUCCCUCCGAACCUUGUGGAGGCUUGCACCAAACAGGUAACUUGAAAUACAGUAGUUUGUACAAAUAAUAAAUAAAAAAAACACGUAGCGGUUGUAGCACUAGUAGUAGUGAAAUACACUCUUUCUUGUCUUGCCUUCAUUUCCCAUUACUGAUAUUUGUUUAUGUGACACUUUUUUGGGGUGAUUUUCAGUGAAUAAAUGUAGAUAAAUGGCAUUAAUUGAUUGUAUCAUGGCUACCGGUGCUUCUGUUUGCUCCAUCAUCAAGCAGGAGUAAAUGAGUAGACAUUUUCAUGAAAUGGAAAAACAAUGUCCCGCUGUCGGAACGUGCCACAUGGUGAAUAAGGAAGCGCUUUUGCAAGUGUUGUGCAACUAUGCUUGGAAUUGUUUUGUUUCAUAUGCUUUUCUUUACAGAUGUAGUCAUUUCACUAGAGUCAUAUCCCGAGGAUCACCAAGGCACUGUGAAUACAUGUUCAAGACGCAGUACGCUAAGAGAGUAGUCCACGUCAAGCUGACGGUGAACGAUUCCCUGUUCGCGCUCAACGGGAGCCAGCUGAUCAGCAGGGAGGAGAUGAUCCCCGUGCCGGGGGCGGUCAAUGGGGUCAACGCUCUGGGCCUGGUGGUGUUCUCCAUGUGCUUCGGUUUGAUCAUCGGGAGCAUGCGGGAACAGGGCCAGCCUCUGAGGGACUUUUUCGACUGUCUCAAUGAGGCCAUCAUGAGGCUGGUGGCCAUAAUCAUGUGGUACGCCCCCAUCGGUAUUCUGUUCCUGAUUGCGGGUAAAAUAGUAGAAAUGGACGACAUCACGUCGAUGGGCGGCCAGCUGGGUAUGUACACGGUGACCGUCAUCUGCGGCCUGCUCAUCCACGCCAUCUUCGUCCUGCCCACGCUCUACUUCAUCGUCACUCGAAAGAACCCCUUCAUCUUUAUCGCCGGCCUGCUGCAGGCCCUCAUCACCGCCCUCGGAACGUCAUCCAGUUCGGCCACGUUGCCCAUCACGUUCAAAUGCCUGGAGGAGAACAACAAGGUGGACAAGCGUGUGACCCGUUUUGUGCUUCCUGUGGGCGCCACCAUAAACAUGGACGGCACUGCUUUGUAUGAAGCGCUGGCAGCCAUUUUUAUCGCUCAGGUUAAUAAUUACGACCUCAACUUCGGACAGAUUCUCACCAUCAGUAUCACAGCCACAGCAGCCAGCAUCGGAGCAGCUGGAAUUCCCCAGGCAGGGCUGGUUACCAUGGUGAUAGUGCUAACGUCGGUGGGCCUGCCAACUGAUGACAUCACGCUCAUCAUUGCGGUGGAUUGGUUCCUGGACCGAUUGCGCACCACCACCAAUGUUCUGGGAGACUCCAUCGGCGCAGGCAUCGUGGAACACCUGUCCCGCCACGAGCUGACUCGAGACCCGGAGACGUGCAACUCGGUGGUGGAGGAAGCGGAGAAGAAGCCCUACCAGCUCAUCUGCCAGGAACACGAGUACGAGAACGAGAGGCCUGUCGAGAACAUGACCAAAAUGUAGCGGAUAUUUUGCUAUUCGUGGAACGACCAAGAGGGUAGAGACUUUUUCAUACGAGCCAAGGACAGGACAGUGGAAAAGUGGGUUUUUUUUUUCGCAUGAUAAUGCCUUCAUAGUUAAGUCCUUGCAUCUUCUCCAUCAGCAUGGUCGCCGUAAGUCACGUUUCCACUGAGCAGUACAGUUUGUUAUUCAUUUUUAGGGGCCUGACGUCAAUCAUUACAGGAUGUGCAAAAAAGUCUCAAGAACCCAUCAUAACAAAACUAACAGGAAGUCGGACAUUUUGAAACUAGUCUGUUUCAUACAAUGUGGGCGGGGAAUAGCAACUAAAUUUGAUCGUCACUCAAAUGUAAACAAUAAUAAGUCAAUUCCACAAGAUCGGAUCUUCAUCAUGAUUGGUACAUACGAUGAAGAUAUACAUUGGUUACUUCCUAAAUUUGUCUCAGUGCUACGAGUAUUAGGGCCAAACGGAUAAUAAAUUAAAAAAAAUUGCUGAGAUUUUCAGAAUAAAGUUGUAAAUUUAUGAGAGUAAAGUCACACAUUUAUGAGGAAAAAGUCGCAAAUUCACAACACCAAAAGGUUGUACAUUUAUUAUUAUGAGAUAUCAAUAUUAAUUAUUAAAUAAAUAUUAACAAUAAAUAUCAAAAUAAAUAUAUAAAUAUAAAAAUAAAAAUAUAUAAAUAUAAAAAUAUAUAAAUAUAAAAUAAAUAAAUAUAAAUAAAUAGUAUUACAUAAAUAUAAAAUAUAUAUCAAUAUUACGGGAAUAAAGUCAUAAAUUAAUGAGAAAAAAGUUGCAAAUUUACGGGGAAAAAUAAGUUGUAAAUUUACGAGAAUAAAGUCACAAGAAAAAGUCGCAAAUUCACAACACCAAAAGGUUGUACAUUUAUUAUUACGGGAUAUAAAUAUGAUAUCAAUAUUAAUUAUUAAAUAAAUAUUAAAAAUAAAUAUAAAAAUAAAUAUGUAAAUAUAAAAAUAAAUAAAUAUUAUUACAUCAAUAUAAAAUAUAUAUCAAUAUUACAGGAAUAAAGUCAUAAAUUAAUGAGAAAAAAGUUGCAAAUUUACGGGGAAAAAUAAGUUGUAAAUUUACGAGAAUAAAGUCAUACAUUUAUGAGGAAAAAAAAGGCGGUGUUUUUUUUUUUUUUACCAGAAAAAAAGGUUGUACAUUUAUGAUAAAUAAGUUUUUUUUUAUAUUUCAGGAAUAAAGUAAUAUUUACAAGAACAAACAUAAAAAUUUCUUCACAAGAUUAAAAAUUGAUGUUGGGAGUGACCAGGAUGGAUAGGAUCAAGAAGGCAAUAUCAUUACAUCUUUUUUUCUUGUAAAUUUACAACUUUAUUCUUGUAAAUGUAAGACUUUUUUUCUGGGAAAUGUAAAACUUUGUUCUCGUACAUUUACAUCAUUCUCGAAAUCUGAUUUCUUUUUCUAUUUUUAAAUAUAUUUUUUUUAAUUUUAUUAUUUUUAUUGUUUUCCAUGAUGCAAAGUUGAUAAGGUGACUAUAAUAUGUUCUAUAAUAUGGUACCCAAUGCUGCAACGUACUGUGUUAAAGCGACAUGGAAGUGUAGCAUACCAAACUGUACCAGCAUGGUGGAAACGUGGCUUUUCAACUGUGAUGACUCAUCUCUACCACUAGAGGCCACUGCUGCUCUUGAGUCCUAAACACUUGCAGCAGACUUACAGCACAAACCUGAAGUUUCCCUGGCAACUUAGAGGCACUUUCACUCUUCACAACCAAUGUAGUGUUGGAUGUUGUGCACAUAUACUGUGAACAGGCAGUCUUUUUUGGGUUACAAGUGGCUUUAUUUUCUAGAGAUGAACUGGAAUUGUGUAUUCAACCAUCACACGGAAACACAGACACCCAAGUAUCAGUCGUGUUUUGAGAAUUCUGUUACCAAAUCAGUUUUUUUGCAUAUUACUUUAUACAAAUCUGCCAUGAAUAUGAUCCUGUUUGGAGGAAUACAUUCAUUUGCCUUUAGUUUUCUCAAUUGGGGGAUUAAAUUCAGCUCUUUUGUAUUUUAACAUGUUCUUUCUCAUACCCAUAAAUUUUUUUUUAGUUA